Molecule: messenger RNA, 2302 nt
Organism: Ictalurus furcatus (blue catfish)
Lineage: Eukaryota; Metazoa; Chordata; Actinopteri; Siluriformes; Ictaluridae
Gene: cacng3b
Product: calcium channel, voltage-dependent, gamma subunit 3b
Exons: 4
Coding region: 1305-2159 (284 amino acids)
Biological process (GO): regulation of AMPA receptor activity; postsynaptic neurotransmitter receptor diffusion trapping; neurotransmitter receptor transport, postsynaptic endosome to lysosome
Cellular component (GO): postsynaptic density membrane; AMPA glutamate receptor complex
Molecular function (GO): voltage-gated calcium channel activity; channel regulator activity
Source: RefSeq, a predicted model, not a curated record
UUUUCAUGUGGAUAGCCUCAUUGGAAAUAUAUUUACUGAAAAAAAAAUGCUGAUGCGUUCAAUACUUAUUUCCCCCGCUGUAUAUUCUAAAUGUGAAUUUUGUCAUUGGUUUGGAGCACACUAGCUUAGAGAUAACCUUAAGGCUAACAUAUUCAUGCUGUAAUCCACAAAGCUUCAAUUUUGAUUUCUUGGAGACUUUACCUACCAGUUCCAUGGUAACUGUAUGUUUCUGUGGUUACAACUGUUAAUUGGCAGCACAUUAAUUUGAAGAACAGUGAUCAAACUAACUGGAACUACCUGUGCAUCCAACGGUUUGAACAACGCACACCUUCCAGCCAAUCAGAAUCGAGUAUUCAGACAGACCAUGAUUUAAUCAGUUAUAAGGCAUGAAGUGGGGUUUUUUUGGGGAGGGUGGAAGAACACAACGUUCUGCCGCCUUUGAAAGUCGUGUGGUGUGAACUUAGCCUUAGGUGUUUAUUCCUUAGUAAACUACUUGAAUAGGUAUAAAUUCCCCGCGUGUUUGUCUCUAUUGGCUUUCCAUAUCAGAGCGCUCCUAAAGCCGCUCAUCCUUCUGUAGAGUCACAUUUGAGGAGCAGCAGCAGGACAGAAACAUCAUCAUUUCUAACACAGCGCCUGGGUUAAUAUCAGUAAACCGUUUAUGGUGGGUCUUUUUCCUCUCACUGAGGGAAACAUGGCAGCGCGGGAAAAUGACACGGAUAUCAUUUCUCUGUCUGAGACUCGAACGGAAAACGGCUGCUUUCGUCGUGGGAAAGAGAUUUUCUUGCUGGAUUAACAAAGUGAAGGACAAUUUUAUUAAUUAAUACGCAUUUUCAUGUAAUUGUUACCGAGAUUCAGCACCGAAAACAGCAGGUUUGAUUACUCUCUUUGAAUGCUAAUCUAUUCAAAUUACUUCAGUCAAUUGUUACACUAACGUUAGCUGGCUUUGAAAGAACUGUGAAAAGAAAAAAGCAUCUUCAUUCCACAGCUUGGAGACAUUUUGAAGAUAUUUCUGACCUUCUGAGGUCCUGAGGAAAGAAAGUUGUGUAGCAGAAAUUGAGAAAAUCCCCCAAAUCCCCCAAAACAAAUGUGAAACGGAUCUCAAACAGGGUCACACCAUUCAGAAAUCUAGCUUCCAAAUAGUGUGGACAAGGUAAUCCCUACUAAUGACAGAGAAGCUGCAUCACAUCACAUCACAUCACAUCACUGACUGUAACUAGCAGCACUAUGGCGAAUUGAUCUAUUAUCAAACCAGCAGCACAUUCAGACGUGACAUUUGUGUAUGUUUGAGUUUUGCAUGUCGAGAGAUGCUGCUGUGUGACCGAGGCGUGCAGAUGCUCAUCACUACAGUGGGCGCUUUUGCCGCCUUCAGCCUCAUGACCAUCGCGGUGGGUACAGACUACUGGCUUUACUCCAGAGGAGUGUGUAAAACCAAAGUCAACCAUGAAAACGAAACGAGCAGGAAAAACGAAGAAGUGAUGACCCACUCCGGAUUGUGGAGAACCUGCUGCCUGGAAGGGACAUUCCGUGGGGUGUGUAAGAAGAUUGAUCACUUUCCUGAGGAUGCUGAUUAUAAACAGGACACAGCUGAGUAUUUACUGCGUGCACUCAGAGCCUCCAGUGUGUUUCCAAUCAUGAGUGUGGGUUUGUUGUUUAUGGGCGGAUUGUGUGUAGCAGCGAGCGAGUUUUACAGGAGCAAACACAAUGUCAUCCUCAGUGCCGGAAUCUUCUUUGUCUCUGCUGGUCUUAGUAACAUUAUUGGGAUAAUUGUCUACAUCUCGGCUAACUCAGGUGAUCCAGGUCAGAGUGACUCAAAGAAGAGUUACUCGUACGGUUGGUCCUUUUAUUUUGGUGCUCUUUCCUUCAUCAUGGCUGAGACAGUGGGGGUGCUUGCUGUGCACAUGUUUAUUGAAAAACAUCGCAAGCAGCAGCGUGCCAAGACACUCGUCAAAAAGUCCAGUCUCGGCUUUGGUCGCAUCCCCACUUACCGUUAUCGUUUCGGGCGCCGCUCCAGCGAAACACCAUCACGCGAUGUCCCCAUGUUCACGCUCUCACGCGACUCUGACAAAACUGCCGCAGGGAAGCUGCUUGACUCUGACAGAGACUUCCUGCACAACUCUAAUGCUAAGGAUGCAGCCAAUCGGAGAACAACACCAGUGUGACAUGGAUGACUGGUGAAAAACAAAAGAUCCAGGAAGUGGUGUCAAGACACUCAUAACUUCACAGAAGGACAGAAAUCAAUCAGCAGGAACAAAGCACACAGGAAGUGACAUCAAAAUAACUUUAAAUGCCUUCUCUCCUUAUA